CGGCUCACGGGGAUUUUUUUUUUGAUCCCAAGAGCUGCUGGAAACCCGGCUGCACCGACAGCUCUCCCUUGCCGUGAACCAGCAGCAUCGCCGUGCCCGGUGCCGGUCGGAGCAGCGGUGGCAGCACGGGAGCUGCAAGUGGCCGUGUGUGUGUGAGAGGCCAGGGCGGGCGUGCAAGCGGGGGGGAGAGGGGGCUCAGCGGGGGCCGCGCGCCCGCCGGGGUGUUAAGGAGAGAAACGCUUAAGGCUCCGCCGGUAGGAAAUUAAAGCGGUCCAUUUCGGGGAUAGUUAGAUGACGCCAGCGAGAAAUAAAAGCCAUCCAUAAAUUACAUUAUUCCUCCAGCCCUCUAAUGACAGGAGCGAUUAGUGCGCGAGCAGAGCCCUGAGCCCGUGUCUUGGGACUGCUCCGGCCAUGGCGCUUGGUGCGGGAGAGAUGGGACCCGAGUGCCGCCCUGCCCUGAGGACCAGAGGCAACCCGCCGGGCCAAACUAAAAAAGCGCUGAAGCAGCGAUUCCUCAAACUGCUGCCCUGCUGCCGGCCCAAAUCCAUCCCCUCGCUCAGCGAAAACAGCGUCGAGGAUGAGUUUGAGCUCUCCACCGUCUGCCACCGCCCCGAGGGGCUGGAGCAGCUGCAGGAGCAGACCAAGUUCACCCGCAAAGAGCUGCAGGUCCUGUACCGAGGCUUCAAGAACGAGUGCCCGAGCGGCAUCGUUAACGAAGAGAACUUCAAGCAGAUCUACUCACAGUUCUUCCCGCAGGGAGACUCCAGCACGUACGCCACCUUCCUCUUCAACGCCUUUGACACCGACCACGAUGGCUCCGUCAGCUUUGAGGACUUUGUGUCCGGGCUGUCCACUAUCCUGCGAGGCACCAUCGAUGACCGCCUGAACUGGGCCUUCAACCUCUACGACCUGAACAAAGACGGCUGCAUCACCAAAGAGGAAAUGCUGGACAUCAUGAAGUCCAUCUACGACAUGAUGGGCAAGUACACCUACCCGGCCAUGCGGGACGAGGCGCCGCGGGAGCACGUGGAGAACUUCUUCCAGAAAAUGGACCGGAACAAAGACGGCGUGGUGACGAUCGAGGAGUUCCUGGAGUCCUGCCAGAAGGACGAGAACAUCAUGCGGUCCAUGCAGCUCUUCGACAACGUGAUCUAGCUCCCGGACCUGCCUCCAGCCGAGCUCUCCUGCCACCGGGCCCAGAACCUGCUUCUCUCUCGACUUCUCCUUCGAGCCUCCCUGCUGCCGGCUGCCACCCGGAGAUGUGGUCGGCACUGGGAUGUUCCCUCCCCCCGGGCCAGCCCUGCUUUCCUGGGGGGGGCCCAUGCAGGUGCCCCUGGAUGCUGGAGUGUGGGCACGACUGGCACAGGGCAUGUAUCUGGCCUGGGCGAGCAUCCUUGCACCCGAUCCCAGAGAGAAAGCCGCAUCCUCAGGCUGUUGUAGGGGCUCCCCCGUGCACA
Oxyura jamaicensis (ruddy duck) is the source of this 1457-nucleotide messenger RNA. RefSeq names its product potassium voltage-gated channel interacting protein 2 (gene KCNIP2). NCBI's taxonomy places the organism in Eukaryota, Metazoa, Chordata, Aves, Anseriformes, Anatidae. Bases 412 to 1155 code for a protein of 247 amino acids. Gene Ontology annotation, molecular function: potassium channel regulator activity; calcium ion binding. Gene Ontology annotation, biological process: regulation of potassium ion transmembrane transport. The record is from RefSeq and is a predicted model, not a curated record. Gene Ontology annotation, cellular component: voltage-gated potassium channel complex. The transcript has 9 exons.